Messenger RNA from Triticum aestivum (bread wheat), 1249 nucleotides. Its product is annotated as monooxygenase 2. The record is from RefSeq and is a predicted model, not a curated record. The transcript has 3 exons. Gene Ontology annotation, molecular function: FAD binding. Lineage: Eukaryota; Viridiplantae; Streptophyta; Magnoliopsida; Poales; Poaceae. Bases 11 to 1249 code for a protein of 412 amino acids.
GGCAGCUUGCAUGGAAGAACAAGAUGAGAUCAAUGCCGAGCACAUCGUCGUCGUGGGCGCCGGCCCCGCCGGCCUCGCCGUGGCUCUCGGGCUGCACAGGAAAGGGGUGAGGAGCGUGGUGCUGGAGUCGUCGCCGGCGUUGCGCGCGUCCGGCUACGCCAUCACGACGUGGCCCAACGCCUUCCGCGCGCUCGACGCCCUCGGGGUCGGCGACAAGAUCAGGAAGCUCCACCUGCACAUCCAAGGGCUGCGUGUCUUCUCUGCGUCCACCGGAGAGAUCGCACACGAGCUGGAUUUCACGCUGCAGGAGAAUGGAGGACCUCAUGAGACCUGCCGUGUCAGGCGUGACCUGCUGCUCCGGACGCUCGAGGAGGAGCUGCCGACGGGCACCAUUCGCUACUCGUCCAAGAUCGUCUCCAUCGACGACCAAGACGGCGCCGCCAAGAUCCUCCACCUCGCCGACGGCUCGACUCUCAGGGCAAAGGUGCUGAUCGGCUGCGACGGGGUCAACUCGGUGGUGGCGAAAUGGCUGGGGCUCCCCAAGCCGUCCUACUCGGGGCGCUUGGCCACGAGAGGCCUCGCACAUUACCCCGACGGCCAUGGUUUCGAGCCCGAGUUCCUGCAGUACAUCGGCCAUGGCUUCCGCUUCGGCUUCGUGCCCUGCGACGACACCCGCAUCUACUGGUUCUACACCUGGUCUCCCUCCCAGAACGCGAGUGCGGACAAGGGCGUCGACGUCGAGGGCGCCGCCAAGAUGAAGCAGCACGUGCUGGCCAGGCUGAGGAGCUCCAAGGUGCCCGCGGGGGCGCUGGAGGUGGUGGAACGGAGCGACAUGAGCGACGCGUCCGCCGCGCCGCUGCGGUUCCGUUCGCCGCUGUCGCUCCUGUUCGCGAGCAUCAGCAAGGGCAACGUGUGCGUGGCCGGCGACGCGCUGCACCCGAUGACGCCGGACCUGGGCCAGGGCGGCUGCUCGGCGCUGGAGGACGGCGUCAUCCUGGCGAGAUGCCUCGGCGACGCCGUCCUUGGCGGGGAGGCUGGCACGGAGGAGGAGAGGAUCGAGUCGGGCCUGCGCGAGUACGCCGGGAUGCGGCGGUGGCGGAGCGUCCAGCUCGUCGGAGCCGCCUACAUGGUCGGCUUCGUGCAGCAGAGUGACAAUGCGAUCGUGAGCUUUCUCCGGGAGAAGGUGCUGGCCGGAGCGCUCGCGAGAAGCCUGGUGAAAAUGGCCGACUACGACUGCGGAACACUCUGA